Molecule: messenger RNA, 242 nt
Organism: Staurois parvus
Lineage: Eukaryota; Metazoa; Chordata; Amphibia; Anura; Ranidae
Source: the annotation of a GenBank genome assembly
CCUCCAGUCCCCUGCGGCGGUGGAGAGGGUGUCUCCUCUCAGUGGAGUAGAGUGGACCUCUCCUGCACCUGUCCCCUAAGGCGGCGCUGCCAAAGCCGUAAACCGGAAGUUGGAAACCGGAACUCGGCUUCACAAUGAGGCUUGGAGCGCAGGUGCAACCUCUCCAUCAUCUGUGCUCGCCACACAAGAAUUUCUCCUCGCAUUUGGCGAGCAGGCAAGCAGAUUUUUUAAACCCUGAAUUA